UGAUUUUCAGAUUGUCUAAGCAAGGUAGGUUUGUUGGUCAUGUGUUGAAAGGAGAAACAGGAGAUCGUCCGCCGUUCAACUCAAGGUGAGGUGCUGUUUUUAUUACUUGGUGUUGGUUGGGUUUUGACUGAAUUAGCAUUUUAGUUGUCUAUUAAUAGAUUUUUUGGGGAAAAUGGUUUCUGUACUGCCUAUGUCAUUCUAUGCAAAUAUUUGUCUUUAAAUUUGUCCUUGGAUGAAAGCUUUAUAAGUUGGCUGUGAUUAGGAAAUUUAAAAUGCUGCAAUGUCGUGUUACAUUUCCUUUUUACACGCACACAUCCGCCCAACAGUCUAAAUUCUACCUCUGUCCACCAUAUGCAAUGUGUUUUAAAUGCUGUGCUUUAGCCCAUAUAUUGAUUUCACAUGAACACCUUGUGCGUGUGUGUAUUUAUUGCACCUAUCUGUUCUGUUUAAUGUUCAUUUCAUGUGAAAACACAUGGUUAUAAUUACAUAAAUACAUCUCUGUACAGGGUGGGGUUUUCAACAUGCAGCCUUUCUUGAUGUAUAUUUGUAAAGGGAAAUCUUGUACCUAUUUUGAAGCAUUCUAUUUUUCUUAUUGUGAAAUCAUUAGAUGCCUCGUGCCUCGCGCGCUUCGGCUGCAGCCAAGGUGAGGAGGAGGACGAUUCUUCCGAUGGCAACGACUCUGGCUAGAGGCUUCCUCCCUGUGCAUGGCACUGGAGCACGUCACCGUGUCAAGCCGUGGCCGGUCUCUGCCCACACUGGGAAGUCCAAUCGACUGGUUCUCCCUCCUGAGUCUCCAGAUAAGCAGUUUGUGCUGUUUGUGGGCGACUCGCAUCUGCGUGCGUUGGUUGACCGUUACGUGAGGAUGCCAGACGGUUGCCUUUCGUUUGGGUUCCUGUCUACGCCUGGGGCGUCUGCCGCUGAGCUCCGCACUGAGUUGCUGAACGCAGACAUCCCCAGAACCCCCGACAUCGUUUGCUUGCUGGCUCCAAGCAACAACCUCACGGCGACGCCCGGCAUCGAAGCGGCUGGAGUUGCCUUCGAUGGACUUCUGAGAGCUGCCCGCAGUCGAUGGCCUAAGGUGUUUGUGCUCGAUUUCCCUCCCCGGCUGGCGAGUGAAUUGGCACCGCAACAAUUCCUUCGAGAGGAGUUUCGUCGCGUUGCAGCAAAGAACGAUGUAAAGUACUGCGUCACAGCUGACCGCUUUCCGCUGGACUCACGUGCCUUGUGGAGUCGUGAUGGGAUCCACCUGAGUGACGAUCGGGGGAUGCCGCUUCUCGCGAAGCUUCUGUGGCACUUCUCCUUUCGGCAGCUACAGUCACCUCUGCCUGUUACACCUCCGCCUGUGUCUCCUCCCAAGUCACCCCCGACUGUGAGACCCUUUGCUACCACCGUGGUUGUGAAGGGAGAGGUUUCCCGUCCACGUCCCCUUGACCCCUUCAAGGAAACUGUCGUCGGACGUCGCGGAAAGCGCAGCCAACCUGAGUCCUGGGAUGUGCCUGAGGACUGGGAUCAGUCUUCCGUGCGGAUCCUUCCUCAUGAGGUUUGUACAUUGGUAUGAUAGCUGAUAGGAAAUUAAACCGUAAUGAUGCGUACAUUUGUUGUUUAAUUUAAAUGCUAUUCCUAUAAGACAGGGCAAAUGGUCAAUGGCUCAAUUCUGUUUUUUAUUUCUAGGUUUGUGUGCCCCCUCUGGUCCUGAGGGAGUGCUUUGUCGUGCUAAACCCUAUCCGGUUUAGCACUGACAAGUUGGCUGCAAUGGAUCGCAUUGUUCCAUCCAACCUUGACGUCCCCAUGGGGAAUCGCUCAAAGGUAAUUUGUGUGAUUUUAAUAUUAACUGUUUGUGAGUGCAUACAUAUUAAUAGCGCCUGUAAUCCUAUAUGACAAGCUUUACAUUGUAUGGUACAGAUAGUUGCAUUGAUAACAAAUGUGUUAUAUUUCAUUAACUGUUAUCAUUUCCGUUCUCUUCCAUUAUGAUAGAAACGGAAGGUGGCACAUGGAACCACGGCUGUGGUCUCCAAAGGAAAGAAGGCCCGCCUUGAGGCACUUCCAACUCCAGCAAGGAUUGCUAAACCUUCGAAGCUGGUACCUCCCCCUCGACCUGUUCCAGAAGCUGCUGUACCAGCCACUCUGGAGGGCAGCGUCUUUGUGCCUUCGAGCAAGGUAAUUUGCAUACAACAUGUGAUGAUUACACACAUUCAGUGAAUAGAGUGCGGUUCUCUAUUCUUUUGAUUAUUUUUCUAAGUUCCCUUUAAGAAAGUGUAGUUUUGUGUUUCCAUUUCUCAAUUGUAAUGUACAUAUAAUUCUUACUAUGUCAUUACAGUUUGCUCAACCGGAGGGGGAUGACAAGACUCUGUGUGUUGAUGAGUGGCCGUUUCUUCAAACAGACUUUUGUGAGGUGAACCAGCCAACUCCUCAGGUUGUCUCUGGACAGAGAAAACAAGAGGAGCCAACACCUUGGGGGCCAAAAGUUGUGAUGGCCCAGGCUGAUAAACCAACAGCCAAUGAGACCAGCUUCUUGGAAUGUUCAACCAAGAUGACACACAUUGAGGACCAUGAGCCGUUUGAACCAGCACCUGAGGUCACUGCGAGCAGUCAGCAGAGCCCGCCUGAGGACAAUGGCCAGCUUGAAGAUCCUCAUGUAACACUUGGCAAUCAGAAGGUACUUACUUUUAACAUGUU
Messenger RNA from Gadus macrocephalus (Pacific cod), 2676 nucleotides. RefSeq lists its product as uncharacterized. NCBI's taxonomy places the organism in Eukaryota, Metazoa, Chordata, Actinopteri, Gadiformes, Gadidae. The record is from RefSeq and is a predicted model, not a curated record. Bases 608 to 1558 code for a protein of 316 amino acids. The transcript is spliced from 11 exons.